GAGAUGGCUUCGGCUGGAGGCGGCGACUGCACCGACGCCGCGCCGGAGGCGGACUGCCCUCACCAGCGGCCUUUCCUGAUUGGGGUGAGCGGCGGCACUGCGAGCGGGAAGUCAACUGUGUGUGAGAAGAUCAUGGAGUUGCUGGGGCAGAACGAAGUAGACCACCGGCAGCGGAAGUUGGUCAUCUUAAGCCAAGACAGGUUCUAUAAGGUCCUGACGGCAGAACAGAAGGCAAAGGCCUUGAAGGGACAGUACAAUUUCGACCACCCAGAUGCUUUUGAUAAUGACUUGAUGCACAGGACACUGAAAAACAUCGUGGAGGGCAAAACUGUUGAGGUCCCCGCCUAUGAUUUUGUGACCCACUCUAGGUUACUGGAGACAACGGUGGUCUACCCUGCGGACGUGGUUCUCUUUGAGGGCAUCUUGGUGUUCUAUAGCCAGGAGAUCAGGGACAUGUUCCACCUGCGCCUCUUUGUGGACACCGACUCUGACGUCAGGCUGUCGCGAAGGGUUCUCCGGGAUGUGCACCGCGGGCGGGACCUGGAGCAGAUUCUAACACAGUAUACCACCUUCGUCAAGCCAGCCUUCGAGGAGUUUUGCCUGCCGACAAAGAAGUAUGCUGACGUGAUCAUCCCUCGAGGAGUUGACAAUAUGGUUGCAAUCAACCUGAUCGUGCAGCACAUCCAGGACAUUCUGAACGGUGACAUCUGCAAAUGGCACCGAGGAGGGCCCAAUGGCCGGAGCUGCAAGAGGACGUUUUCUGAGCCCCGAGACCAUCCUGGGGUGCUGACGUCUGGCAAGCUGUCCCACUUGGAGUCCAGCAGCAGACCCCACUAAGGAGCUAGAGUUUUUGCUCCCUCAGCCUCCUGGGCAGGCCCCCUGAUAGACACGUGUAUGGUGACUGGGCCCGUGGAUGCCCACCC
Molecule: messenger RNA, 923 nt
Organism: Orycteropus afer afer
Lineage: Eukaryota; Metazoa; Chordata; Mammalia; Tubulidentata; Orycteropodidae
Source: RefSeq, a predicted model, not a curated record